AUGAGUGCAAAAAAUAAUUUUGUCUUAGUGGUUCUUCUAAUACUUGUUAUUGAAGUGAUUCCGAUACAAAUUGAACUUCAAGACGGUGAAGAGUUAAAAGGCAAUAAUAUAGAGCAAACUCAUUUAAAUGAAUGUCUGAGCACCAGAAGGGGUAAUGAAGUCGGUGUCUGUUUUGGCAAAGAACUCCUAAACAAAUUGAAUACUUAUGAUGAAACUGAUUCCUUCAGUUUGGCGACGGGUGUCAGUUUUGUAAGAGAUGAGAAAACUCCAAGAGACAUUGGAGCAUUUCUUGAUAAAGACCCUAUGGAUUUUCGCUCCAUAAUUGAAGAUGCGAGUCAUCUAAUUUCUAAAAGAUCCCUACACUGGGACCUGAGUGCAGUCUACCCUGGACUAGUAAUGAGGAUAGCUCCAACGUUAGCCAAUGGAGUACUUGAAUUUGUUAUGGAUCCUAGAAUCAAGGACAGGACGUAUCAACAACCUACGGAAGUAUCCACAGGUCGUCUUCUAGCACGAAAUCUUCUGAUACCGUUUCUACUCGGCUUCAAGUUCCAGCUAUCUACUUUAUUACCAUUAGUAUUAGGUCUAUUACUGAUUGCUAGUAAGAAGGCCUUUUUACUGGCCAAGCUAGCAUUACUGGCUAUAACUGUAUUCAGUUCUGGAUUUGGCAGUCAAGGAUCGUUCUUCGGAGGUGGACCAUCUGUUUCUUCUCCCUAUACUUCAUACGAACCAGCAACAUAUCACCAUGAUCACCAUGAUCAUCACUCUUCAGGUUAUUAUCGCCGCCAGCCGCCUCCAGACCAUUACUAUCGUGAGAAAUCAUCAGAACCAACUACAGCCUCACCAAUAACCCCAGGAGAGCUAAGAGAUAGGCUGGAACGUCUCUUUGUGACCAAGAAAGAGAACAACAACGACGCGAGAGAUGAUGUUAGUAUAAGAAAUGCAAGAAACUUUCAAUGGACUCCUAUUAAUACCGGUUAA
This is a messenger RNA of Arctia plantaginis, 978 nucleotides long. NCBI's taxonomy places the organism in Eukaryota, Metazoa, Arthropoda, Insecta, Lepidoptera, Erebidae. The record is from the annotation of a GenBank genome assembly.